AUGUUUCAAUUUCUUGUUCUCGUUAAUUCUCACAUUGUCUCAUCUAUCUAUUUCUAUUUAUCUUUUCCAAUUACGUUCUUUCUUUCAUUCUACCUCUUCUGUGAUUCUUCUGUGUUCGUGCGUACUUCUCUAUCUCUUAUUGGCUUUCUUCUCUUUCCAAAUGUUAAAGUUUUAGUCGACCCUCUCUUUUAUUUAACUUUUCUUAUUCUCUUCUAUCCUAUUUACAAUCCCCCCCACUUCUUCUCGUUUUUUUUCCUUUUCUCCUUUCUACUUGCCCUCCCGAUUAUUUGUCACUUUCAGUUAUUCCUAUUUAACAAUCACCUUCCUUCUCACUUCACUCGCUUUUACAUCCUUCUUUCUUUCUUUUCUUUUUCAUUCUCCUUCUUAUUUCUUCGUCUAUCCCACUUCGCCCAUCCAUCAAAUAUUCUCAUUUAUUCACACGUCAGCCAAGCGGCAGCUCUUUCCCUUCAUCUUUCUCUCUUUUCCUUCAGCAUUUCCCCGCUUCUCUUAUACCUUAAUAUAAUCUAUGUACAAUCUAAAUUAGAUAUCACAGAAUCAAUACUCUCUCUCUCUCUCUCUCUCUCUCUCUCUCUCUCUCUCGCUGGCCUUCGCUAG
Molecule: messenger RNA, 615 nt
Organism: Acanthosepion pharaonis
Lineage: Eukaryota; Metazoa; Mollusca; Cephalopoda; Sepiida; Sepiidae
Source: the annotation of a GenBank genome assembly